Molecule: messenger RNA, 2122 nt
Organism: Pelodiscus sinensis (Chinese soft-shelled turtle)
Lineage: Eukaryota; Metazoa; Chordata; Testudines; Trionychidae
Source: RefSeq, a predicted model, not a curated record
AAUUGACUAUACUAUUACAUCCCUCUAUUAAACUGGCUCCCCUCACAGAUCAGCUCUUGCUUGGCACCCCACAGCUACUGCCUCCGUAUGAGAGGCAGCAGCAUGCAGUAACACAAUUUAAUUGACUAUUCAAUUAACUAACAUUUAACAUCCCUACUCCCUUGCAUGAUGCUGUGUAUAUGAUGCCUCUGAUUCUAGGCUAGGGUGAUUAAUAGUUGUGGAAAACAGUGUCUAAAGAGCUAGCAACGCCUGUACAAGAUGUGUGGCUGUCGACUAGACGUGACAUCACAUCUGUGCUUUUGGAGGUAUAGUGGGAGUGUUUCUCCAGCCUUUUUCAGUGCAUGUGUAUAUGGUCAUGCUGCAGAACCAAUUGUUCUUACACAGAUUGAAAAAUUCAUAUAAUUUCUAUAUCAAAAGCAAUCUGUUAGUGGCUAUAUUUUAAAGCACUCAGUUUUUCUGUUGGUAGCAAAGGGACAUGAGACAUCUUGUGGACAGAAUUUUGCAAUUCGAACACUGGGCUGUGCCUCACAAUAUUCACUUCUUGACCUAGAGAUGCUCUGCCAGGUCUGUCAUUCAAUAAUAAGUUGAAUUAUUUUUGAAAGCAGAGUUAUCUGAAAUAAGGUGUUUUACUACCAAAGCAUAGCCUUCUGCUAUGAAUAGGGGAAAUGCAGGGUGCCUUACCUACUGUUAUGCUGGAUGUAGAGUCUAACAUUUUAUUUAUUAAUCAGUGCUCAAGCAAGAAAUGUUCCAUAGACACAAAGAGGCCCAGCAAUCCUGCAAACCUCACAACUUGCCAAUUCUUAAAGCAGCUCAGCACAGGGAGCUGGAGGCUAUGGAGCAGCGCAUUCAAGAGGAACAGCGACUGAUGGAUGAGAAAAUAGUCUUUGAACUGGACCAGAAAGUAGUUGACCAGCAGAGCACCCUGGAGAAAGCUGGAGUGUCUGGAUUUUACAUCACAACAAACCCACAGGAGCUGAUUUUACAGAUGAACUUGUUAGAGCUGAUACGGAAGUUACAGCAGAAGGAAUCACAGUCAGAGUCUUCUUACUCUUGAGGGUUCAGCUUCUCUUUUUCCAGACUCUCCCACUGAAAUUCACACUAAAGAAUAGGCUACUUAGAUCAUAUGCUCUGUAACACCAGAAAGAAGCUACUGGUCACCAAGAGUACAGGAGACAGUGGAAAUGACUGGAUUGCUUUGAGGGGGUAUCAUGCAGCGUGGACACUUACAAUCAUUGUGCUCCCUCUGCUCUCAUCACUUGGUCUCUGUUUCUAAUUGCCUAUGUGUUCAUGACCCAGCUCCUCUUUCAUCUGUUGUGGAAUUUACAGUGAUUUCCAUGUUCAGAUUAGUGAAGGUUACUAAUAACUUGUUUCAGAAUAAAAAUAUUAAGUUCUUUAGAGGCCCGUGUUUUGUCCAUUGUGGACCGUUCCACCCAGACUCCCCACUUUGGGGUGAUGUGGUGUGGAAAAUGUGCCCACAAGACCAGAGAUAGUUUCUGGCACUUGGAGAGUAUGUGUAAGGCACAAGAUUUCUCAAGGAGGGCAGUGGUCUUUGUGUACACUGCCAACAUAGUUGGUUCUAUUAACACACCAGAGACCAGAGCGUGUUCCAUGUGACCAUGGCAGCCACCAUGCAGUUAGUGUUCUGGAGGCAUUGUUCAGCGUGCUCAGGUGAGUGGCUCUAUCUGGAGAGCAGGGAAAUGGCUGCAUUAUCUUACUGAUCUGUGUGUAUCUGAGUGGUUCACUCUGCACCUCAAAUGCAGCCUUGCCUUGCUGUUUUGAGGUGUGUGUUUGAGUCAUCAGUAAAGAACAGCAAAUGAUGGGAUAUCAUUUAACAGUUUCUAGUAUCAAAGGCAGGAGCUUAGUAGGCAUCUGGCUGAAGUAAGCCACCCUUCCCAAAACAACUUGUGGGCCGAUAAUAUAGGUUUCCCUAAUGGUGGGCUAUCACUUCUCCCACCUGAAGGACAAAGACAAGACUGUCAGCCUAUUUUGGAAUUGUGAGGGCAAGUGUGUAUUUUGCCUGUCUGGGUCUUCACCUUAGUAUUGUAGGGGGAUGCUAAAGGUUAUGUUACUUUAAAAUGUCUGUCUCACAAUGUUUAAAAAUAAAUAAUUAAUCUGUAAUUUA